Messenger RNA from Colletotrichum gloeosporioides, 1314 nucleotides. Its product is annotated as Cytochrome P450 monooxygenase. Lineage: Eukaryota; Fungi; Ascomycota; Sordariomycetes; Glomerellales; Glomerellaceae. The transcript is spliced from 4 exons. Bases 1 to 1314 code for a protein of 437 amino acids. Gene Ontology annotation, molecular function: iron ion binding; heme binding; oxidoreductase activity, acting on paired donors, with incorporation or reduction of molecular oxygen. The record is from RefSeq and is a predicted model, not a curated record.
AUGGACGUCAACCAGCUAUUCCUAAUUGCCACUUCGCACCCUUUUGCGUCGACUACAGUCUUUCUUGUUGUUCUCGUUGGUCUCUAUACAUUCUACUGCCGUAACGUUCAUUCUUUGGCAAGAUUUCCAGGUCCACCUCUCGCGUCACUUACCAACUUCUGGAGACUCCGGGAGCUAUGGGGUCUGCAUCUACCCGAUGCUCUCGUCGAAUUACACGAGAAGUACGGUGAUGUUGUCCGGAUUGGUCCCAACAUGCUCUCUUUCAGACAGGCGACUGCUGUACCCAGGAUCUACAAGGCCGGUCGAACCUUAGCCAAGACUGCUUUUUAUGACGGCUUCACUUCUUUCAAUCCCAAUUUGUUUGGAACUCGAAAUGAAGAGGUUCACUCGAUGCGGCGACGGCAGACGGCGCACUCAUUCUCGCUGCAGUCGAUCAAAGAAAUGGAGCUGCACAUUGACAGCCACAUGCUUAAAUUCCGCAAAAAUCUCGACGAGUACUCCCGAACACACCAGAUUUUCGAUCUUAAAGAGUUGAUAGCGUUCUUUGUUCUGGACGUCCUCGGAGAUCUUGCCUUCCGCUAUCAAUUUGACUCGCAGAUCGAAAAGAAUACUUUGAAACUGCCUCCCAUCAACGAUCACAUCUUUCUUGCUUGCUUGAUGGGCAUGAUGCCCAACUUUAUGCCAUUCGUCGAAGCCGUCUCUCCCUGGAUUCCGAUUCCUUGGGUGCAACGACUUCUUGCGGCACGACAGAAUCUUAAGAACCUCACCAUCGAGUGUGUCAGGAGCCGCAUGGCCGACCCUGGUGCUGCUCGAAAGGAUCUUAUCACCAGUCUGAUCAAUGCUCGGGACCCGGAGACAGGCUCUGAGCUGACGGAGCUAGACAUACAAACAGAGGCAUUCGCGUUUAUUGUUGCUGGCUCUCAUACAACGUCUGGAACUCUUACUCUUCUCUUUUCUCAUAUCCUUCAAAACCCGGUUGUUCAUGCCAAAGUGGUUGAGGAGAUCGAUUCAGUUGUUGAAAACGUUGGGUCGGCAAUCAUACCCAUUAAAGACCUCGAGGCCAAACUUCCGUUCGUUAUGGCAUGUGUAGAUGAAAACUUUCGUAUGAACGCAGUUUUCACCAUGCCACUGGAGCGUGAGGUGACUGCCAAGGAAGGCUUCGAGAUUGAGGGCCACGUAAUUCCCAAAGGCACCGGUGUUUUCAGCCUAAACCACGUUGUUCAUAUAACCCUGUUAUCUGGGGUAAGGACCACGAUGUUUUCAACCUUUCUAGAUUUUGCGAUCAAGAGGGUGAGAAGCUCCGGCGUUUCCUGA